Messenger RNA from Mugil cephalus (flathead mullet), 1402 nucleotides. RefSeq lists its product as uncharacterized. The record is from RefSeq and is a predicted model, not a curated record. The transcript has 4 exons. NCBI's taxonomy places the organism in Eukaryota, Metazoa, Chordata, Actinopteri, Mugiliformes, Mugilidae. Bases 254 to 1180 code for a protein of 308 amino acids.
GCAUUUGACGCAUGCGCACGUCGUAUCGCCGUGCUUCUCCCUGCAGAAUGGCUGGAAAUUAAUUGUAAACUGUCGUUGUAUGAAAAAAAAGAAGAAAAAAUAACUUUUCUUUUGUUAUGUAUGUUCAGUACGUCCCGGAUACUCUCUGCUCCAUCACGGUUAACGUGACAAGAACCCAAAUAAUAUCCUCAGAGCCUCGGACACAUUACGUCUUGUAGCCAGAAAGCUAACAGCUGCUAGUGCUCACAGGGAAAUGUAUUUUCUCUACACGACUAUCGCAUCUUUAUUGUUUUUCUUCAUGUUGAAAUACAUGAAAAGGAGGAGACAUUUCACCGACGUGAAAAGACUCGAUGGCAAAACUGUUCUCAUUACAGGUGGAAAUUCUGGCAUUGGCAAGGAGGCAGCAGUUGCCCUGGCAACGAGAGGUGCCCGUGUCAUCAUCGCGUGUCGGGACCCGGAAAAGGCCGAGAAGGCCGUGAGGGAGAUCAAGUUCAAGAGCCACAGCCUCAACGUGCUUCACAUGAAGCUGGACCUGGCCAGCCUGCGCUCUGUGAGGGACUUCUGUAAGAACUUUCUGCAGAGAGAGAAGAGGCUCGACAUCCUGAUCAAUAAUGCAGGCAUGCCCGGCGUCCUCGACUGGACGGACGACGGCUUCAGCAUGUGUUUUGGAGUCAAUCACUUGGGUCACUUCCUUCUUACCAACCUGCUCCUGCCUCGUCUGAGGGAAUGCGCCCCCAGCCGGGUGGUGACUGUUUCAUGCUCCACCUACCAAUACCAGAAACUGGACUUCCAGGACCUCAACUACAACCUGCUGCCCUUCUUCACCUACUGCCGCAGCAAGCUGGCCAACAUCUACUUCAGUCAGGAACUGGCCCGCAUCACUAAAGGGAAAGGAGUGACCACAUAUGCAGUGCACCCUGGUUUUGUGCAAAGUAACUGGACGAGCCACUACUCGUUGCUGUGCCGGAUGCUGAUGCAGGUGGUCAUGUGGAUGUUUUACGUGUCGAGUGAGGUCGGAGCUCAGACUGUCGUCUACUGCGCUGUGUCGGAUGAGGCCACCAAACACAGCGGGGGAUACUUCGUCGACUGCCAACCUGCCACUCUGCGUCCUUUUGCAAGAGACGCCGGUGUGGCAAAAAAACUGUGGGAGGCCAGUGAGAGACUGGUGAAACUGGCUUAAUGUUGGGACGGUUGGAAGCUGAGCAAACUGGUUCAUGGGUAAUCUAUUCCAAAGACUCCUAUGUUUUUUAAUAUUCAUAUUUAUGAAGAUUUUUGUUCUGGUCUUUAUGUUUACAUCUGUUGUGUAAAAUGCAAAAUUAAAGAUUCCUUUUGUUUUUUCAUCCAUUAACUUAUUUUGUGUGGAUUAUCUUUUGUCCAUGUAUAAAUAAAACAGUGUCACAGA